AUGCACCUGACAGUGAAAGUUUUGAAUGGCGAAGAAUGUGUCGUUUCUGCCUCCCCCAGUAGUCUUGUAACAGAUAUUAAAGAACAAGUUUCAGCAUUAUUAUCAGUACCAGUUCCUAGUCAAAGAUUAACUUUAAAAGGCAAAAUAUUAACAGACAAUAAGAAGCUUUGUGAUUAUGAUAUUAAAGAUGGCGCUAGAAUUAUGUUAACGGUGAAAAAGACAGAUAUUCAGGAAUCGUUUGUAGUCUCCUCCCCCAACUGGAAAAAACUAUCAGUGUUUUUAAAAAGACAUUUUAAAGAAAAAGAUGCAGAUUUGGUUUUAAAAGAAUUUAUAAAGAAUUUUGAGAAAGGUGUGUCAUCACUAAGUUUAGAUGACAUUGAAAGAUUAGCUGCUCAUAGACUACAGUCUAAUUCAGACUGA
This is a messenger RNA of Lottia gigantea (owl limpet), 420 nucleotides long. RefSeq lists its product as hypothetical. The transcript is spliced from 4 exons. Gene Ontology annotation, biological process: post-translational protein targeting to endoplasmic reticulum membrane. Lineage: Eukaryota; Metazoa; Mollusca; Gastropoda; Lottiidae. The coding region runs from base 1 to 420 and encodes 139 amino acids. Gene Ontology annotation, molecular function: protein binding. The record is from RefSeq and is a predicted model, not a curated record.